AUGCUCACAACGCCAUUGCCGACUGUGUGGUGUCAUCGAGACGUUCGGAAAUGCUCACAACGCCAUUGCCGACUGUGUGGUGUCAUCGAGACGUUCGGAAAUGCUCACAACGCCAUUGCCGACUGUGUAGCGUCAUCGAUACGUUCGGAAAUGCUCACAACGCCAUUGCCGACUGUGUGGUGUCAUCGAGACGUUCGGAAAUGCUCACAACGCCAUUGCCGACUGUGUAGCGUCAUGGACACGCUCGGCAAUGCUCACAACGCCAUUGCCGACUGUGUGGUGUCAUCGAGACGUUCGGAAAUGCUCACAACGCCAUUGCCGACUUUGUGGUGUCAUCGAGACGUUCGGAAAUGCUCACAACGCCAUUGCCGACUGUGUGGUGUCAUCGAGACGUUCGGAAAUGCUCACAACGCCAUUGCCGACUGUGUGGUGUCAUCGAGACGUUCGGAAAUGCUCACAACGCCAUUGCCGACUGUGUGGUGUCAUCGAGACGUUCGGAAAUGCUCACAACGCCAUUGCCGACUGUGUGGUGUCAUCGAGACGUUCGGAAAUGCUCACAACGCCAUUGCCGACUGUGUGGUGUCAUCGAGACGUUCGGAAAUGCUCACAACGCCAUUGCCGACUGUGUGGUGUCAUCGAGACGUUCGGAAAUGCUCACAACGCCAUUGCCGACUGUGUGGUGUCAUCGAGACGUUCGGAAAUGCUCACAACGCCAUUGCCGACUGUGUGGUGUCAUCGAGACGUUCGGAAAUGCUCACAACGCCAUUGCCGACUGUGUGGUGUCAUCGAGACGUUCGGAAAUGCUCACAACGCCAUUGCCGACUGUGUGGUGUCAUCGAGACGUUCGGAAAUGCUCACAACGCCAUUGCCGACUGUGUGGUGUCAUCGAGACGUUCGGAAAUGCUCACAACGCCAUUGCCGACUGUGUGGUGUCAUCGAGACGUUCGGAAAUGCUCACAACGCCAUUGCCGACUGUGUGGUGUCAUCGAGACGUUCGGAAAUGCUCACAACGCCAUUGCCGACUGUGUGGUGUCAUCGAGACGUUCGGAAAUGCUCACAACGCCAUUGCCGACUGUGUGGUGUCAUCGAGACGUUCGGAAAUGCUCACAACGCCAUUGCCGACUGUGUGGUGUCAUCGAGACGUUCGGAAAUGCUCACAACGCCAUUGCCGACUGUGUGGUGUCAUCGAGACGUUCGGAAAUGCUCACAACGCCAUUGCCGACUGUGUGGUGUCAUCGAGACGUUCGGAAAUGCUCACAACGCCAUUGCCGACUGUGUGGUGUCAUCGAGACGUUCGGAAAUGCUCACAACGCCAUUGCCGACUGUGUGGUGUCAUCGAGACGUUCGGAAAUGCUCACAACGCCAUUGCCGACUGUGUGGUGUCAUCGAGACGUUCGGAAAUGCUCACAACGCCAUUGCCGACUGUGUGGUGUCAUCGAGACGUUCGGAAAUGCUCACAACGCCAUUGCCGACUGUGUGGUGUCAUCGAGACGUUCGGAAAUGCUCACAACGCCAUUGCCGACUGUGUGGUGUCAUCGAGACGUUCGGAAAUGCUCACAACGCCAUUGCCGACUGUGUGGUGUCAUCGAGACGUUCGGAAAUGCUCACAACGCCAUUGCCGACUGUGUGGUGUCAUCGAGACGUUCGGAAAUGCUCACAACGCCAUUGCCGACUGUGUGGUGUCAUCGAGACGUUCGGAAAUGCUCACAACGCCAUUGCCGACUGUGUGGUGUCAUCGAGACGUUCGGAAAUGCUCACAACGCCAUUGCCGACUGUGUGGUGUCAUCGAGACGUUCGGAAAUGCUCACAACGCCAUUGCCGACUGUGUGGUGUCAUCGAGACGUUCGGAAAUGCUCACAACGCCAUUGCCGACUGUGUGGCGUCAUGGACACGCUCGGCAAUGCUCACAACGCCAUUGCCGACUGUGUGGUGUCAUCGAGACGUUCGGAAAUGCUCACAACGCCAUUGCCGACUGUGUGGUGUCAUCGAGACGUUCGGAAAUGCUCACAACGCCAUUGCCGACUGUGUGGUGUCAUCGAGACGUUCGGAAAUGCUCACAACGCCAUUGCCGACUGUGUGGUGUCAUCGAGACGUUCGGAAAUGCUCACAACGCCAUUGCCGACUGUGUGGUGUCAUCGAGACGUUCGGAAAUGCUCACAACGCCAUUGCCGACUGUGUGGUGUCAUCGAGACGUUCGGAAAUGCUCACAACGCCAUUGCCGACUGUGUGGUGUCAUCGAGACGUUCGGAAAUGCUCACAACGCCAUUGCCGACUGUGUGGUGUCAUCGAGACGUUCGGAAAUGCUCACAACGCCAUUGCCGACUGUGUGGUGUCAUCGAGACGUUCGGAAAUGCUCACAACGCCAUUGCCGACUGUGUGGUGUCAUCGAGACGUUCGGAAAUGCUCACAACGCCAUUGCCGACUGUGUGGUGUCAUCGAGACGUUCGGAAAUGCUCACAACGCCAUUGCCGACUGUGUGGUGUCAUCGAGACGUUCGGAAAUGCUCACAACGCCAUUGCCGACUGUGUGGUGUCAUCGAGACGUUCGGAAAUGCUCACAACGCCAUUGCCGACUGUGUGGUGUCAUCGAGACGUUCGGAAAUGCUCACAACGCCAUUGCCGACUGUGUGGUGUCAUCGAGACGUUCGGAAAUGCUCACAACGCCAUUGCCGACUGUGUGGUGUCAUCGAGACGUUCGGAAAUGCUCACAACGCCAUUGCCGACUGUGUGGUGUCAUCGAGACGUUCGGAAAUGCUCACAACGCCAUUGCCGACUGUGUGGUGUCAUCGAGACGUUCGGAAAUGCUCACAACGCCAUUGCCGACUGUGUGGUGUCAUCGAGACGUUCGGAAAUGCUCACAACGCCAUUGCCGACUGUGUGGUGUCAUCGAGACGUUCGGAAAUGCUCACAACGCCAUUGCCGACUGUGUAGCGUCAUGAACACGCUCGGCAAUGCUCACAACGCCAUUGCCGACUGUGUGGUGUCAUCGAGACGUUCGGAAAUGCUCACAACGCCAUUGCCGACUGUGUGGUGUCAUCGAGACGUUCGGAAAUGCUCACAACGCCAUUGCCGACUGUGUGGUGUCAUCGAGACGUUCGGAAAUGCUCACAACGCCAUUGCCGACUGUGUGGUAUCAUCAAGACGUUCGGAAAUGCUCACAACGCCAUUGCCGACUGUGUGGUGUCAUCAAGACUUUCGGAAAUGCUCACAACGCCAUUGCCGACUGUGUGGUGUCAUCGAGACGUUCGGAAAUGCUCACAACGCCAUUGCCGACUGUGUAGCGUCA
Messenger RNA from Mesorhabditis spiculigera, 3285 nucleotides. The record is from the annotation of a GenBank genome assembly. NCBI's taxonomy places the organism in Eukaryota, Metazoa, Nematoda, Chromadorea, Rhabditida, Rhabditidae.